This is a messenger RNA of Sander lucioperca (pikeperch), 1364 nucleotides long. RefSeq lists its product as uncharacterized. The transcript has 5 exons. Gene Ontology annotation, biological process: iron ion transport; intracellular iron ion homeostasis. The record is from RefSeq and is a predicted model, not a curated record. Lineage: Eukaryota; Metazoa; Chordata; Actinopteri; Perciformes; Percidae. Bases 446 to 970 code for a protein of 174 amino acids. Gene Ontology annotation, molecular function: ferric iron binding; ferrous iron binding. Gene Ontology annotation, cellular component: cytoplasm.
GCUAGCUAGUUAAUGCGAAUGCUAGUUUAUGCUUACUUAACGUCAGCUAACAGUUGGCUGUCAGCGUUACUUUAAUUGGUAAAGACCUGCGUCAGUAACUAGUUUUUCUUGUUUUAAAUGCUUUCAACAAACGAACUAAAGUUAAUGUUGUUUGUACUUAAACUAACAUCGAACUUAAGUUCACUAACGUAACAGUCUACACAAUGUGCUAACAUUAGCCUAACCUUCUCAACACCUGACUAGAGACGUUAACGUUACAUCCCACUUGAACUCAAUUCUCUUUAUAACACAUGACGACAGUCUGCCUGAUGUUUUACUGAAGCCGUUAAAUACCGGUUGCAUAAAAGCUCGCCAGCAAAGACGUGCAGAACUUUGACAAGCUUCACAGGGCGAGUGAACAAAGCCGUUGUUAGUCAAGUUAGCUGGCUAAGGAAAAAAAAACGAAAUGCAGUCUGUGGUAAAACAAAACCUCCAUUCGGAGACCGAAGGAGACAUCAACAAACUCAUCAACCUGAAGCUGAAUGCAUCCUACGCCUACCUUUCUCUGGGGAUGUAUUUUGACAGGGAUGAUGUUGCCCUGCCAAAAUUCUCCACUUUUUUCCUGGAGCGCUCGGUGAAAGAGAGGGAACAGGCUGAGAAGCUGCUGGAAUAUCAGAACAUGAGAGGGGGUCGAAUUUUGCUCCAGACUAUUGCUAAACCAAGUAGAGAGGAUUGGAGAGGUGGUCUGGAUGCAAUGUCCUUUUCCCUGGACUACCAGAAGUCCCUAAACACAUGUAUCCUUGAGGUGCACCGCAGAGCUGGCGUCCACACUGACCCUCAUCUGUGUGACUUCCUUGAGCAGCACUUCCUGAACGACAGCCAUGACACCAUCAAGAAGCUGGGCGAUUACAUUGGCAGUCUGACCCGCAUCACUGCGUCUGAGACACACGGUCCUAUGGGAGAAUACCUCUUUGAUAAACAUACUCUUUAAACAAGUAAAGUGAAAUAAGCUCCACAUUUCAAAAGAUGUAUAGAGUCAACAGGGAAAAACGUCCUUCCCACUGUGCAUUCUUCUCAGUUAAGAAAACUAUACAAUAUUUUCACAGUUUACCACAAACUUCAUUCUUGUACCAAUGACGAAAGAGAAGUUCAAAGCAAAAUAACAGAAAAACCUCUUUUUCAUGGAACCACACUGAAAAAAUAAUGUUCUCAUUAAUAUGGUGCUAAAAACUAAGAUUUUCUUAAGCUGUUAAUGAGUCGCUUGUUAUUUAGACUCUGUUGUAUCAUGAUUCAUGCAUUCCAGUGUCAGAGGUUUUUACCCACAUCUUUUGUAGAUUAUAGAUUUGGCGUAUCAUUGAAUAAAGCCAGACUAUGCUGACAUAUCA